AUUUUGAGAAAAAUAUAGAAUGGACAAUAAUACUACUCGUAACUAUGCAACAAAUGAAGAAGGUUUCCAUGACCCUGAUUUAGAAAGAAACUCUGAUGAGAGUUAUCUUCGUUCAUCAGGACAAAGCUCAAAGCCUCAGGCUUCUAUUGUGAGGAGUGGUCAGCCUUCAAGAGUUGAUUUUAUUGGGAAAAGAUGGACACAAUUUUCUCUUCGAGUGCUUGUUUUGGUCGUAGUUGUCAUUACACUUAUUGUAGCAGCCUCUUUUCCAGGAAUCUUGCCAAAGGAAGACAUUGAGUGAAUCAAAGACGUUAUUUUUGAAUUUACAUGGAAAGUAAAUCAAUUUUUCGAUAAUAACACAAGCUCUAAACAUGCUUUUAUGAUCGUUUGAGGGCUGGCAAUGGAUAUUACUGUGCUGGGAGGGCUUCUUACCUUUGUAUUUAAAGGAAAGACUUGGAGAUUACCAAUAGUUAUGACCUUAUUCUAUCUUACAAGAUUGAUCAUACAAAAACUUUUCUUAAUGAAAUUUCCCGAGGGAUAUCUGUGGGACAAUCCAGGAUUCCCAUCUCUAACAGUGCCUUAUGGAAAGACUAAUGACUUCUUCUACUCAGGUCAUGUCGGGGGAGCUGUGAUAAUGAUCCUCGAAUUCAGGGAGCGUGCAAAGGAAGAGAAACAUCAGUGGCUGAUUUUCAGAAUUCUCCAAGCAUUUGCUAUAAUUACCGUGAUUCUCCAGAUACUUUUGAUGAUAUUCCUGAGGUCUCACUACACAAUUGAUCUGUUUGCUGGAGCUUUAGCCGCCCACUACUUCUUCAUAUUAGUCUCUGACUGGAUGCCCUUUAUCAACACAGUAGUCUGAAGACUCAAGAAGAAAGAGGACCGUACUUCGAGAGAAGAGAUAAAGAGUGCAAUUUCUCAUGAUACCUUUACUGAGGAUUAUCCGCAGGAUGCACAUUCUCCUCUGAUGGACAGAGAUGAGGAAGACGAAGAAAGUCAGUAUUUCAGAAAACAUUCUGGGAGUUCUAUUAAUUAA
Molecule: messenger RNA, 1027 nt
Organism: Moneuplotes crassus
Lineage: Eukaryota; Ciliophora; Spirotrichea; Euplotida; Euplotidae
Source: the annotation of a GenBank genome assembly